Messenger RNA from Leptomonas pyrrhocoris, 6321 nucleotides. RefSeq names its product putative ATP-binding cassette protein subfamily C member 8. Lineage: Eukaryota; Euglenozoa; Kinetoplastea; Trypanosomatida; Trypanosomatidae. Gene Ontology annotation, molecular function: ABC-type transporter activity; ATP binding; ATP hydrolysis activity. The coding region runs from base 1 to 6321 and encodes 2106 amino acids. The record is from RefSeq and is a predicted model, not a curated record. Gene Ontology annotation, biological process: transmembrane transport. The transcript has a single exon. Gene Ontology annotation, cellular component: membrane.
AUGCCCGUCACUGUCAGCAAGAAACUUGUGAGCAAGGAAGUCGCGACUCCGAGCCCGCGGUCGUCCUUUCUCCUCCACGGCGUCCUCCGGCGGAUCCCUGGCUACCUCUUCUUUCUCAUUCACCUCUGCUUCAUUCACAUUCUGUGGGGCCAUCUCGUGGAUGAACUCUUCACCGCUUCUCUUACCCUUCGUGCCGGCAACGCUAGCACGACGGAGACGGUGGCCAGCGCCGUUGUCGGCCUCUGCGACGUAUUCCGCCGCUCCGUUGACCAGACGCUAGGGUACGGGUUGAAGGAUGCACUGCGAACCAAAAGCGGUCGCACCAAGUCCGGCACCGUCACCAUCGCACGGGAUUGCCUCCUCUACCUCUGGAAGUCGCCGUCCAGCAUGGUCUUCACCUUCGGCCUGGCCUUCGUUAGCUUCAACCUCCUCCUCACCGCCGCCCGCGUCGUUGGAGCGCUGUUCACGAGUAUUACGUCGCCGUGUCGCUCGAACAGCCGCCUUCAGCGCGGCGGCUCGCGGCGGGCGGUCCCGCUGCACAUCAUCGCCCGCUACGGCAACGGCUACGACAGCGUGCUGCGCUUUUUUCUCGCUGCGGUGGAGAUGACGUGGUUCAUGAGCUACCCGGUCAUGAACUCCGCUACUGUCUUAAAAAACACGGUGGACGCGGUGGCGCAGGCGGGACGGCAGACGGAGCCCACGUACGCCUCGCUCCGCCAACUGCAAGCGCGCCAGCAGUCCAUCGCGAGCUUUCAAAUUGAAGCGUCGUUGAUGCUUCCACCGCAGCUCUUCGACGACGCUGCCGAAGCCGUCGCCGCGGGCCGCUUCGUGCUGUUGUUUGUGAAGACGGUGUUGGGUCUGGUGCUGGCCGUGGAUGCGCAGCGCCUUUUCCACGCCUUCGUCGGUGUGCGCCCUCUCGCUAUCCCCAAUGGGUGGGAGCGCUGCCCUGUGUGUGGAGCGCUGUGGAAGAAGUCACGCACCGCGAAGGAUGAGGUGCACCUCUGCCCCAUCAUCUUCGCCACCAAACCGCUGACCGCGUCCUCCUCGUCCGACUCAGGUGAGGAACAAACCACAGCAGGCGAAGACGGGGCAGCGGCGACCGAUGCUACCGGUGAGAAGCUGUUGCACGAUAAAAGUUCCGAGGCGCAGCGCGUGCUGCGUACGCCGGAGGGCGGCGUGCGGCCCGGUGACGCCUUCCCCGACCCGAAUUACGUCUCCUAUUGGUCCUUCCUCACCGACAGCUGGCUCAGCCCGCUGUUGAACUUCACGCUGCUGGCGCCUUUCUCCACCUUUUCCCCGCCCUCUAUUUCCUCCAUCACCGACGACGGCCGCGGACACUGGAAGAGCCUUCUGCGCAUUGUGGACCGCCUGCCACGCAUGCCCCACAACAUGCGCACCCGCGACAACAUCGACGAGCCGGCGUGGGACCUGUGGCAGCGUCGAGGCGAGGCCCCGCGGCCUGGCGAGGUGAGCCGCCUGGAGACGACGUUCAUGUCCGUCACGGCCCCCAUCCGCCACCUCCUCGGCCGCGCGUUCGCCAUCUUCUUUCUCCCCGCCCCGCCCCCCGCGGACGACGCCAAGACGGCCGGUGACGGUCGCACUGCGAAGCCGCCGGCGCGCAAAGGCUACGCCCUCUUCCGCAUUUUCCUGCGUCACCCCAGCGGCCGUGAGUUUGUCUACUUGUGUGCGCCGUUGAAGAUCACGCAAGAUUUGCUUGCCCUUGUCGCACCGCGCGUGGUGAAGUCGCUUGUUUCCUUCUUGAAGGAGGUGAGCAUGGCGAACGUCAGCACGCGGCAGUCGUACCUUGGCAACGGGCUUCUUAUCUGCUUGAGUUUGAUCCUAGCUGUCUCGCUGCAGGCGCUCUUCUUCCAGGCCUACCUCCGGCAUCUCUACACCUCCUCGUUGAAGGCCUCCUCGGCCCUGAAAACGCUGCUGCUCCGUCAGUCGCUGGAGACUCCGCUGGCGUACACAGGUGGCGGGAAGAAGAGUGAGGGCGCGAAACCAGCGCAUAGUCCGCUGAGCCCCAACGAGCGCUCCCCCAAAAGUCCCCCGGAGGACGGGAAGAGGAGGAAAAAAAGCUCGCCAGCGACGCCGCUCGGCAAGCCCACAUCCGAGGCCGCCGCCGCCGUUGCCGCCGCGCAGUCCAGCGUGCUGUCGCGCGAAGGCGAAGUUAUGUCACUGCUGACGGUGGACACGACGAACUGCGGCGACUGCAUCAUCUUCCUGCACAACGUGUGGGGGCACCCCUUCGUCAUCGUCUCCUCCUUGCUGAGCAUGUACAGCUAUGUGGGCCUCUUCUCCACCCUCGCCACCUUCGCCGCCUUAAUCGCCCUCAUCCCACUAAACCGUGGCAGCGCCGCCCGCGUGCGCACGGCCCAGCAGCAGGCGAAGAACAACGAGUCCCGCCUGAGCGAUCUCACGGCGGCCGUGUCGUCGAUGCGCACCGUCAAGUCGAUGGCGCUCGAGGAGUGCCUCGUGGAGCGUCUGGAGGAGGCGCGCGAGAAGGAGAGCGAUGGGAUGAAGCGCGUCGGCCGUGCCGAGAGCGUCGCGGCGGCGCAGACAGAGGUGACGACGCUAUUGGUGGCGCUGGUCUGCUGCGGCUCCUACCUGCUCACGGGUGGCGCGAUGGACGCAUCGGUGCUCGUGCCUACCAUGGCGGCGCUGCAGGUCAUGCGCUUUCCGGUGUGGACCCUGCCACACCUCUACUCGCAGGUAUCGCGCGGGUACACGUCGAUGCUGCGGAUUGAGCGCUACCUGACGGAGCACGAGACCGGUGAGGCAGCCAAGGAGGCGUACAUCGCACAACACAGACUCCUGGAGGUGGAGGAGGGUGCCACGCCCAAGUCGACCAAAGCGGCUGCGACGAAGGCACUCGCCCCGGUCAGGGUCGGUGAGGUACGGUGCGAGUGCAGCACCUUCGCGUGGAACACGCAGAAGGCGCUCGAGGAGAAGACGUCGUUUUUAGACACGAUGUCCAGGUCGCCGAGCGCCCCGUUCGAUGCGGUGGGCAGUCCGCCAGCGGAUGGGAGCACGCAAUCGUUCCCAUCUUUCAGCAGCAGCUGCGGCAGCCUGCGGCAGAGCUCCUCGAGCACCGUCGUGCUGCACGACAUUGCCCUUGACGUCGCGCCGGGCGAGUUUGUCGUGAUCCAGGGCUCCACCGGGUCCGGCAAGAGUGCGCUGCUUCUCGCCAUGCUGAGGGAGCUGUACGUGAUGCCAAACGAGAUUCUGCCUGGUGGCUCCCCGAGCGCGUCGUCUUCUUUGUCCCCCACUGUCGGCGUUCUCACCCUCAGCUCCGGCUUCCGCGUCGGCGGUCGUGUGGCCUACUGUGCGGAAGUGCCGUGGCUGCGGCAGGGCUCCGUCCGCGAGAACAUCCGCCUGUUGCCGGACGAUGCUCCGGAAAGCGCGAAGGAGCGGAAGUGGUACCGACGCGUGUUGGAGGCGUGCGCGCUCGAGCAGGACCUCAGCGUGCUCGCCAAGGGUGACCGCACGAUGGUUGGCGAGGGCGGCACGAAGCUGUCGGGUGGGCAGCGCGCGCGCGUGGCGCUGGCGCGGGCCGUCUACCGCUACCGCGAGACGGAUGUCUUCAUCUUCGACGACGUCCUCUCCGCGCUGGAUGUUGAGGUGCAGAAGCACAUUAUUGCGAAGCUCUUUCACGGGCUGCUGAGCGGUGGUGGUGCGUCUGCGACGUCGUCCGCGACAAAGCCGCGCCGCACCAAGACGAUCAUCUUCGCCACCCACACCUCCGUCAGCCUGCUGCUGCCCGAUCGGGUCUUGUACCUGUGGGCGGAUGGCACGCUGCACGAGGACGGCGGCUACAAGGCGCCGACGGCGGACCAGAUCGCGGAGCAGAAGGAGGCGUGGCACAACGCCACCGUGGCUGCCGCGGAGUCAAAGGACACCCGCCGCUCGAAACAGGAGACGGCCGGCGACGCGACCGAUCCGUUUGCGCACCCCAACUUGUCAGCCGACGUCUCACGUGCCGCCGCGACGCCCACCCCCGAAGCCUCACCGUCGCCCGUCCCAGCGCAAGGGGCGCGAUCUGGUAUUGGCUUUCUCCUACCGCGCGCCGCUGACUUGCACCGUCUCUUUAUCGAGUAUUUGGGUGGCAGUCGGCUUCUGCUGUUCUUUGUGCUGAGCGUGGCGAUGCAGGUUUUCCGCACACUGAUGGACAACUGGCUCGGUGUGUACAUCUCCUUAUACGACAAGCGCAACGCCGCCUUCGAGAGCAUUCUACGCAGCACCAAGUCACAGCGGGCACGCAAGCUGAUGCUGGAUAUGCUGUCGCUGAUCGUGCUUCGUGGCGACAAGUCGGCUGCCACCCCGGCGGCCACGGCCCCCGCUGUUCCGAUGUUCGUCGUGCUUGGCUACCCCGUGGUGUGGCAAAACCCUUUUGUGUUCGACACCGUCGUGAUGCAGUUCCUCGGCACGUACGCCGUCAUUGGUCUCAGCGCGGCCUUGCUGUCCAUGAUCCGGACCGACUACUUCUUCCGCUCGUACCAGCGCAUGGCUGACGCCCUUCAACUCCACGCCGUUCGCCGACUGUUCAAGGCGCCUGUCUCGUAUUUCGAUUGCGUGCCGUCCAGCCGACUCCUGCAGGUGCUCAGUCGCGAUCAGGAGGUAGUGGAUCGCUCGCUUGGCGAGUCCGUGCAGCUGAUCUUCCUCACCGUGCUGCAGCUACUCGGCAUGGUGCUCUUCAACACGAUGCACUUCGGCGCCUUCAUCGCGGUCCUGCCCAUCUCUGCGCUUCUUUUCUACCACCUGACGGUGCGUUUCCUGUCCUUCACAAAGCAGGUUCGUGCGUUGGAGGGCGUCCUGAUGAGCCGCUCCCUCGGUGUCGUGAAGGACGCCGUGAAAGGCGCCAUUACGGUGCGCGCCUUUGGGGACGUGUUUCAGGACCAACUGCUCGGCGAGAUGAACGAGGCCCUCGACGCCGUCCACGUCGCGGCAAGCGCCGGUCUGACCGCUGACCGCUGGGUGGCGCUGCGGCUCGAGUUCGUCGCACUCGCCUUCACGUCCGUGCUGGCCCUUCUCUCCGUCUUAACGGUGUGCCUGUCCGCCACCGCCUCGGCCGGCAGCGCCGCCUUUGCCGGGCUCGGCAUCAUUUCCAGCAUGACGGCCUCGCGCUCGCUCUCGAUGCUGUGCCGGCGCUUCGGCAUGUUCCAGAACCAGUUCGUGAGCGCGGAGCAGCUGCUGCGGUUAGAGGAGGAAAUCCCUCAGGAGACACAGGCCAACAGCCGCAGCAGCAGCGGCGGCAGCAGCGAGCACGACGAUAUCGACGACGCAGGCGCGGUCACGCCCGCCGAGACGGCCGUGCCGGGCAAAUACUCGCUGUUGGACGUGCGACACCUGUGCGCCAAGUACCAGCCACAGCUGCCGUGGGUGCUCUCGGACAUCUGCUUCUCUCUCCGGCCGGGCGAGUGCGUCGGCCUGAUUGGCCGCACCGGCAACGGCAAGUCGUCCAUCUUCAACGCGCUGCUGGGGCUGAUGGACGUCGUCGACGGCGAGAUUCUUAUCCCGCACGGCCUUGUGAACUUCCUGCCGCACUCCGCGGCGUGCAGGCAGGAGUCGGCGCAGCUCAACGCCCUCCAGCUGCCCCAACACGAACUCCGCAAGCACUACUUCGAACUCGUCUCGCAAGAGCCGCUGCUGCUGCAGGGGACGUGCCGCAGCAAUCUGCUGCUGGGCUACGACAAAGCCAAGCCGGAGCCGAGCGAGGGCACCGAGGAGACGUCCGGUUCCGACAGCGCAGCCGCGGCGGAGUCGAUUGAGGCCCGGCUUCGCGAGGUGCUGUGCAAGGUGUCCCUGCACGAGCUGCUCGCGCCGUCCGUCGCCGCUGCGGAGGCUGGUGGGGAGGAGAUGACGGCGGCCAAGCACGCCGCCGGCGAUGCCGGCGUGGCUGACCCCGUCAACUAUGCAGCGGAGGCGCUGGUCGACCCCGCCACCCGCGCCCUCGAUCACCUCGUCACCGCCGGCGGAGCGAACUUGUCGGCCGGCCAGCGCCAGCUGCUGUGCUUCGCCCGCGCCAUCCUGCACCACCCGCGUGUGAUCCUCCUGGACGAGGUGAGUUCGCGGGUGGACCGCCGCACCGAUGAGCUGAUUCAGAAGGUGAUCAAAGAGGAAAUGCUCAACCGCCGCGAGAACGCGCCUGCGUUGAGCCCCGCCGAGAAGGCGAACACGAGCGGCGUUCUGCUUAUCGCGCACCGCUUGGAGACAAUUCUGUCCAUGUGCGAUCGCGUGCUCGUCAUUGAGCAGGGCAGGUGUGUGGCGAACUUGUCGAAGGAAGAGGUGAGCGGGCUGGACGACUUGGAGUCAUACCUGUGA